AUGUCUACUCAAACGAGAUGUUUAUCUUUAAUAGUACGAUCAUCGUUCAAUUAUCCACAUUCAUCUUUGAUCAUUGCUACCUCCUCGUCUACUUGUAGGAAUGUACUCAAACCUAAUACUAUAUAUAAUAGCAGCAACAGCAGCAACAACAACAACAACAACAACAACACAUUUCAACCUCGUUUGAAUAAGCAAUUGAUUUCAACAACAUCAACUUUUCUAUCAUCUUUAUCAUCAUCAUCAUCAUCGAGUACAUUUUCCUCUCUAUCUGCAUCGAUUCGACAAUAUAGUAGUAGAACAACUUUAUCCAAAAAAUUAGACUUUUCAAAGAACAACGAUAAAGACGAAGAUGAAGAUACUGAUGCUGAUGAUGAACUUGUCAAUGCUAAUCAACAACAACAACAACAACAACCAAGAGAUAUAACAAAUCAAAACCAAUUCUUUCACUGGAAUAGAAUAACAAAGAAAAAGCAUUUGGAUGAAAGAAUAUGGAAAUCUAUAAAACAACAACUAUGGUACAAUCCAACUGAAAUUCAAUCUGAAAUCAUUCCAAUCAUGCUUGAUAAUAGAAAUGUAUUAGCAUCAAGUCAAACAGGUAGUGGAAAGACAGCAUCCUAUUUAAUACCAAUAUUACAAAUCAUAUCAAAUAUAAAGAAAAAAAUUGAUCAAGAUAUUUUAAAUCCUCCAAAAGAAGAAGAGGAACAAGAUGAAUCAUUAAAUCAAAAAGAAGAUGUACAAGAAGAGGAAGAAGAAGAAGAAGAAGAAGAAAAAGAAAAAGAAAAAGAAAAAGAAAAGAAAUGGAGUCACCAAGAUAAAUAUGGAGUUAAACCUCGAUUAAUUGGUAUACCAGAUAUUGGAAUUAAUAAUUAUGGUACAUUGGAAAAAGGAAAGGAUCCAUUAGCACUAAUUUUAGUGCCAAGCAAAGAUUUGGCCGUACAAGUAACAAGAGAUAUGGAUCAAUUGAAUAGAUUUAUGGCACUAAAGGUUGUUUCUAUUAUUGGUGGUGUCGGUGAGCAUACACAACGUGAAUCACUUGGACGUGGUUGCGAUGUUUUAAUAGCUACUCCUGGUCGUCUUUUGGUACUUUUGGAGAGCGGUGCAGUGUCACUCUCCAAGGUACAUAUAACUGUGGUCGAUGAAUUUGACAAACUUUUCAACAUGGGAUUCUUCCCAGAUACCAAACAAAUAUUCAAAGACUAUCUACCAAGAAUCGCAAAUAGAUCAAGACCAAUGGGAAUGCAAACAUCACUCAUAUCUGCAACCAUUGUACACGAAAAGUAUGAUGAUCUCAUCACAAGAUUUGCACCAAAUCAUAUCAUGGUCAAUUUAAAUCAAGAACUAAAGGCACCAGAUCAAGUUAGACAACAUUUUUACCAAGUUUCCUAUCGAAAAAAGAGAGCACUUUUGAUGUACUUUUUCAGAAGAUCACCUGCCUCCAAGACAUCACUUAGAGGUAGAAAGGUAUUGGUAUUUGCUCGUACACAACAACGUGUGGAAAAUCUCAAACAAUCAUUUAUGGAGAAGAAAAUUGGUGUCGUUGCCAUUCACGCAGAUAUGAGCAUGGCGGCACGUAACAAUGCUUUGAUUUCAUUCAAAGAGGAUGACGAUCUCAAGGUUUUGGUUUGUACCGACGUAAUGACAAGAGGUAUUCAUAUUGACUGUUUGGAUGCAGUAGUUAAUUUUGACGUUCCACAUGUCUCUGAAGAUUAUCUUCACAGAAUUGGUCGUGCAGGCAGACUUGGACGUCAAGGGUUUUCAUUGACCUUUGUUUCACGAGAGAGUUUGGUAUUUGAAGUUGGAAAGCGUACUGUUGGUCUCAAUGAAGGUCAUCUUUUGACAAACAUUGAAAGACUAAUGGGUAAACAGGUACUCAUCUCUAAAGUUCCAGGUCCUUGGACAGAAGACGAUAUACAAGGUAGUACUGAUGGUAGUGAUAUUACAAUCAGAGUAUCAGAAGAAGAUGGUAGAGAAGAGGAUUUCGAUGAAUACGAUUAUCAAGCAAGAGAGGAGGAGGAAGAAGAAGAAACUCGACCAAAAAGAAAACAAGAAAGUGAAAAGCCAAGGUCCAUAGUCGAUAGAGAAUAUAAAAAGAGUGGAGUCAAAGAGAAAAAGGCAGUGACUGAUAUGUUGUUGAAACAAAAAGUAUUGGAAUCAUUUAGAGGACCUCCAACCAGAGAUGGACUUCCUCGUGUCAGAUUCAAUCCCAAUGCUAAACUCAAGAAUAGAAGAAUGUCAAAGGUAAUAGUCGAUAGAAAGGGAGAGAUACAUGACCUACCACCAAUCACUGAUUUCGAAAGCGGCCGAUACGAAUCGGUUGUCCAAGAAUUUGACAGAAAGAGAGCAUCGAAAAGAGGAGUUGGUCUCAAGGAAAAGAAUAUCAAGGUUUUCACACCAUCAAAGAUUAUGACCAAGAGACAAGAGAACAAGUUGAAAGAUUUGGAAACAAAAAAAGAUAAAUAA
Molecule: messenger RNA, 2460 nt
Organism: Cavenderia fasciculata
Lineage: Eukaryota; Evosea; Eumycetozoa; Acytosteliales; Cavenderiaceae
Exons: 2
Coding region: 1-2460 (819 amino acids)
Molecular function (GO): nucleic acid binding; ATP binding
Source: RefSeq, a predicted model, not a curated record